AGGUCCCCAGCCCCUCCCGCCGGGUUGCACCCUCGACCCCGCCCGCGGGGUAUGCGUCCACCGGAAGUUCCGCGCACGGGCCUCCUCUCACUUCCGCUCGGCAGGUGACAGCCGUGGGGCUUGGGGUGGCCGGCUGCUGCGACGCACCCGAGGAGCGGGAGGCGGAGGCUGCGGACAUUUUGCUGCUGAAGCGAGCCGAGCCGCGGCACCCGGAGCCGUUUGGAUUUGUGGAGUCUGGCCACAGAUAAAGGACCAAAAUGACUGACUCAAAAUACUUCACCACAACCAAGAAAGGGGAGAUCUUCGAGCUGAAGGCAGAGCUUAACAGUGACAAGAAGGAGAAGAAGAAGGAGGCAGUAAAGAAAGUGAUUGCAUCAAUGACUGUGGGCAAAGAUGUCAGUGCUCUCUUCCCUGAUGUGGUGAACUGCAUGCAGACAGACAACCUGGAGCUAAAGAAGCUGGUGUACCUGUACUUGAUGAACUAUGCCAAGAGUCAGCCUGAUAUGGCCAUUAUGGCUGUCAACACCUUUGUGAAGGACUGUGAGGACCCCAAUCCCCUCAUCCGGGCUCUGGCUGUGAGGACUAUGGGCUGCAUCCGAGUUGACAAGAUCACAGAGUACUUGUGUGAACCACUCCGGAAGUGCCUGAAGGAUGAAGACCCAUAUGUGCGCAAGACAGCAGCUGUGUGUGUGGCCAAGCUCCAUGACAUCAAUGCCCAGCUGGUGGAAGACCAGGGCUUCCUGGACACGCUUAAAGACCUCAUCUCAGACUCUAACCCCAUGGUGGUAGCAAAUGCAGUGGCCGCCCUGUCAGAGAUCGCUGAGUCUCACCCCAGUAGCAACCUGCUUGACUUGAACCCACAGUCUAUCAACAAGCUGCUGACAGCCCUUAAUGAGUGCACUGAAUGGGGCCAGAUCUUCAUCCUGGACUGUCUGGCCAACUACAUGCCCAAGGAUGACCGUGAGGCCCAGAGCAUCUGUGAGCGCGUCACUCCGAGACUUUCCCACGCCAACUCUGCUGUGGUGCUGUCUGCGGUGAAGGUGCUGAUGAAGUUCAUGGAGAUGCUGUCCAAGGACCUGGACUACUAUGCCACACUGCUCAAGAAGCUGGCCCCUCCCCUGGUCACACUGCUGUCAGCAGAGCCGGAGCUUCAGUAUGUGGCUCUGCGCAACAUCAAUCUCAUUGUACAGAAAAGGCCAGAGAUCUUGAAGCAUGAAAUGAAGGUUUUCUUUGUGAAGUACAAUGACCCCAUCUACGUGAAGCUGGAGAAACUGGACAUUAUGAUCCGCCUGGCUUCCCAGGCCAACAUUGCCCAGGUAUUGGCGGAACUCAAAGAAUAUGCUACAGAAGUAGACGUGGAUUUCGUACGGAAGGCAGUGCGUGCCAUUGGCCGCUGUGCCAUCAAGGUGGAGCAAUCUGCAGAGCGCUGUGUGAGCACAUUGCUUGAUCUCAUCCAGACCAAGGUCAACUAUGUGGUUCAGGAAGCCAUUGUGGUCAUUAAGGACAUCUUCCGCAAGUACCCCAACAAGUAUGAGAGUGUGAUAGCCACACUGUGUGAGAAUCUGGACUCGCUGGAUGAGCCUGAGGCCCGAGCCGCUAUGAUCUGGAUAGUGGGCGAGUAUGCCGAGCGGAUUGACAAUGCAGACGAGCUGCUCGAGAGCUUCCUGGAAGGUUUCCAUGAUGAGAGCACCCAGGUCCAGCUACAGCUACUGACAGCCAUUGUGAAGCUCUUCCUGAAGAAGCCAACAGAGACUCAGGAGCUGGUGCAGCAGGUUCUCAGUUUGGCCACUCAGGACUCAGACAAUCCAGACCUUCGGGACCGUGGCUACAUCUACUGGCGCCUGCUCUCCACGGACCCUGUAGCUGCUAAAGAGGUGGUACUGGCUGAGAAGCCCCUCAUCUCAGAGGAGACAGACCUUAUUGAGCCUACACUGCUGGAUGAACUCAUCUGCUACAUUGGCACGCUGGCCUCUGUCUACCACAAGCCUCCCAACGCCUUUGUGGAGGGUGGCCGGGGAGUGGUGCAUAAGAGCCUGCCACCUCGCACUGCCUCGAGUGAGAGCACAGAGAGCCCCGAGACGGCUCCUGCUGGGGCACCUGCUGGUGAUCAGCCUGAUGUCAUUCCUGCCCAGGGUGACCUGUUAGGUGACCUCCUCAACCUGGACCUUGGGCCCCCAGUGAGUGGCCCACCCUUAGCUGCCUCCUCCGUGCAAAUGGGAGCUGUGGAUCUUCUUGGUGGUGGCCUCGACAGCCUGAUGGGGGAUGAGCCUGAAGGGAUUGGAGAUAGCAACUUUGGGGCACCUUCAGCAUCAGUGGCAGCAGCACCAGCACCAGCCAGACUUGGAGCACCCAUCAGCAGUGGCUUAAGUGACCUCUUUGACCUGACCAGUGGUGUGGGCACCCUUUCAGGAUCCUAUGUAGCUCCCAAAGCAGUCUGGCUCCCUGCCAUGAAGGCCAAGGGACUGGAGAUCUCUGGCACCUUCACCCGGCAGGUUGGCUCCAUCUCCAUGGACCUGCAGCUGACUAACAAGGCCCUGCAGGUCAUGACAGAUUUUGCUAUCCAGUUCAAUCGUAACAGCUUUGGCUUGGCCCCUGCCGCACCUCUCCAAGUGCACGCACCACUCAGCCCCAACCAGACCGUGGAGAUCUCCCUGCCUCUUAACACAGUGGGCUCAGUCAUGAAGAUGGAGCCUCUAAACAAUCUUCAGGUGGCUGUGAAGAACAACAUUGACGUCUUCUACUUCAGCACUUUGUACCCACUGCAUGUCCUCUUCGUGGAGGAUGGGAAGAUGGACCGGCAGAUGUUCCUGGCCACGUGGAAGGACAUUGCCAAUGAGAACGAAGCCCAGUUCCAGAUCAGAGACUGCCCACUUAACACAGAGGCUGCGAGCAACAAGCUACAGAGCAGUAACAUUUUCACUGUCGCCAAGAGGAAUGUGGAGGGCCAGGAUAUGCUCUACCAAUCUCUGAAGUUGACCAAUGGCAUCUGGGUGCUGGCGGAGCUGCGGAUCCAGCCAGGCAACCCCAGCUUCACGGACUUGGAGCUGUCCCUCAAGUGUCGAGCACCGGAGGUGUCCCAGCAUGUACACCAGGCCUACGAGACUAUCCUCAAGAACUGAAGCCCUGUCGCAUCCACCCUAGCCUUCUGCCAGCCCAGUCAUGGAACCCUGUGAGUGGCAGUACCUCCUCCUUUCUUUGAGGAAAGGCCAGGUGGGCUCCUGAACCACCCAGGAGGCUCCCCUGAUCCUAACUGAGGGCCUGGAGCAGGGCCAUGUCUCCUCCCAGAGUGAAAUCUCAGUGCAUCUCCAGUGGCUGCUUUUUUCUAUUGCUGUUGAUGUGGGAUCAAAGGAAAUGGAGCCAGCACAGCAUCAGAAGCUGGACAGAGGGCCACAGGGUGCUCUUCCUUGUCUUCUCCCGGGCGUGAACAUGGACCCCCCCCCCCGCACCCCCCACCUGGGGUCCUAGCCCAUAAUCCCUGCCCUGUCUCCUCAGUGAGCCUGUCCUGGGUAGAGUCCUCUGGGUGCCAAUAUUACUGCUUGGGACUCCAAGGGCUGGAGGUGGUGAUGGGCAGACGUGAGCCCAGAGGAGCAGCCUGGGCCAACACUAUCCGCCCCAUGUAACCCCAGUCAGUGCUCUGUGGCCACCUGCAGGUCCCAGAGCCCAGCUAGGAUUAUGUUCCCUGUGCCCUGGAAGAUGGUCACUGCCUACAAAACAUUCCUGGUGUCCACUCUGUGAGUCCAGGGCUCUUAGAACAGAAAUAGGGUGAAAGGUGGAGCAAGGGGCAGUGGACACGCUUCCAGUGUAAGGUCCUGUGGGUUCUCCAGCAUCCGCUGGCUCCCAGUCUGUGUGUGUGACAGUUGUCCUGUCGCUGCUGUUUGAUAAUAAAGAGAUUCUGCUUUUGGCAGUCAUGCACAUUUCUUUCUCUCUACAAACUGCUUCUGGUAGCUGGGGAUAGCUGAUCCUGCAGUAACUAUAUCUAAUACAUAUAUGAAAUAUUGUAUAUUUACCCUUUUUUCACAAAGAAAAAGUGAAUAAAAACGAUGACAUCGUGUGUUCCUGGCCAGUGUGUCAGGUGGUAAGGCUCUUCUGGGCAGGGGACCUGCACUGAAGCCAUA
Messenger RNA from Mus pahari (shrew mouse), 4115 nucleotides. RefSeq names its product adaptor related protein complex 1 subunit beta 1 (gene Ap1b1). Gene Ontology annotation, cellular component: clathrin adaptor complex; membrane coat. Gene Ontology annotation, molecular function: clathrin binding. The coding region runs from base 258 to 3119 and encodes 953 amino acids. Lineage: Eukaryota; Metazoa; Chordata; Mammalia; Rodentia; Muridae. Gene Ontology annotation, biological process: vesicle-mediated transport; intracellular protein transport. The record is from RefSeq and is a predicted model, not a curated record. The transcript has 23 exons.